AUGACAGCCAAAGGACCAGAUUAUGCAUAUAAGUAUUGUUCACAAAAUCCUACACCAUUAACACUAAGGCAGUUGCUCUUUUAUGAACGGCACUGUAAUACAGAAAGAUUAUUAAAAUCUGCCAACUAUAUACGUACAGAAUUACCCAUUCGAAUUGCACAUCGUAUUCGGGAAUUUCAAAAAUUACCUUAUAUCUUGGGCACAAAUCCUUAUAUUGAGUCUGUUUAUAGUCUCUACUGGGAAGCGUUUGAGAGGAUUCGAAAGAUUUCUGAAAUUAAGACUAGAGAAGAAAAUGACCGAUUUUGUAAAAUGUUAGAAGAAUCAUUAGAUGCGCAUCUCGUUGUCAUUCCUCGACUUGCAAAAGGUAUUAAUGAAUGUGAGCAGCAUGGCAUCAUAUCGAUGGAUAAAUUAGAUAUCUUUAUGAACGCAACACUUAGGUCACGCAUUUCAAGACGUGUAUUAGCAGAACAUCACCUGGUGCUUUCUAAAAGAAGAAAAUCAAUCUUUAAUCUUUGUUCUUCACAUGAUAUUUUGACAAAAUGUACUCGUCUCGUCCAAGCCGCUUAUCCAAACGUGAUUAACGUUAAAAUAAAUGUCAGUGGUAGAGACACAGAAUUUACUUAUGUCUCGGAUCAUAUAGAAUAUAUUAUAUAUCAGCUUUUAUCAAAUGCAUAUCGACAUUCUAUCGAUAGCUCUGCAAAAGAAAUUAAAGUAACGUUAUGUUCAAAUGAAAAUAAUGUUCUAUUUCGAAUAUCAGAUCAAGGGGAAGGCAUAAAAAAAGAAAUUUAUGAAAAUCUAUGGACUUAUGGCAAUUAUAACAUGGAGAAAAUAGAAAGAUUAGAAGCAAAAUUGAAUGAAAAUAUAAAUAUGAGACUUGGUAUAGGUCUGCCGAUGAGUCGUGUCUAUGCUGAAUAUUGGGGAGGCGAAAUCAAGAUUAUAACAAUGGAAGGAUUUGGUACAGACGCAUAUGUUCGUAUACCCAGAUUAGGCACUCAGAAUGAAAAUAUUACGAGUGAAUCAUUAGAUGAAGCAAUCAUGUCCUAA
Molecule: messenger RNA, 1044 nt
Organism: Cokeromyces recurvatus
Lineage: Eukaryota; Fungi; Mucoromycota; Mucoromycetes; Mucorales; Mucoraceae
Product: branched-chain alpha-ketoacid dehydrogenase
Exons: 2
Coding region: 1-1044 (347 amino acids)
Biological process (GO): protein phosphorylation; regulation of glucose metabolic process
Cellular component (GO): mitochondrion
Molecular function (GO): pyruvate dehydrogenase (acetyl-transferring) kinase activity
Source: RefSeq, a predicted model, not a curated record